AAUAUGAACUGAAUGUACAACAGAACAAAAAUUGGAAAGGACCAGCUAUAUGUUGGUGUCUAAAAACAAUAAAAGUUGAAAGCCAAUGUGAUAAUUGUAGGGAAGUCAUGAGAGAUGUUCAAACAUACCAAUAUUACAGGAAUAGCAUGAGAAUACAAUCAACUUAUAGGGUUCAACUCGAAGAAAAUGAUGUCCAUAUAGAGAUUGGUAAAAAUACAGGAAAAUAUACUACAUGUGGAAACCUGUCGACUGAUUAA
Funneliformis geosporum is the source of this 257-nucleotide messenger RNA. NCBI's taxonomy places the organism in Eukaryota, Fungi, Glomeromycota, Glomeromycetes, Glomerales, Glomeraceae. The record is from the annotation of a GenBank genome assembly.